CGGAGGAAUUCGCCAGUAUGCGCCGCGCUGCCUUGCCGGCAAGUUGUACGUAGUGGUAUAGGUUUCCUUUCCUCUCAUCUCUGCGAAAGUGCGAGUAGUCGUCGUUCCUUCGAGUCGCAGUGCGAACGAUCUAGCGGGUAUCCUCCUCCUCCUUUUUCGCCGAGCGAGGGAGAGACGCCGACGACCGUCGUCUCACGCAUCGUCUCCCCGAGGAUUCGCCACGUGUACGAGAAGCGCGAGAUCGAGAUCGAGCUCGCGAGGUAUCCGCCCACGCUGAGCGCGACAGGCUCGCCGGCUCGAUCCGCGGAUUCGAGGGUGAUCGAUGAGAGAUACCGAGGAAAACGAUCCAUCGAGGGAAACGAGGCCAGCAAAGGUCACCGUCAACGCGAUCACGCCAUCGGCGAGCUCGAGCGAAAAUCGCGUCGCCUGUCGGACACGGGGAGGAUCACGCCGCGAUCAGCAGCCAUCAUCGUCAGUGACGACGUAGAAGAGUAGACUCGCUCGCUCGUGCUGGCGGGCCAAGUUCCUAUCAAAACAUGGCCACGUGACCCCCGGACGGCACGGCUUGUAAACACAGAGUUUGACCACGUGGUCUGCUCCCUCUCUCCGCCACGUCGCGCGCCUAUCGUCGUUUCUCUCUCUUCGCACCGCUGCUUCCACUCUACCGUCUCUCUCUGCCUCUCGCUCUCGCUCUCUCUCUCUCUUUCGCUCGCUCGCUCGCUCGCUCGCAAGUUUCUCCUCCCGCUGUCGUCGUUAUCGCCGUCAUCGUCGCCGUCGCCGUGCUUCUCCUUCUACGACUCUCUCGCGCGCAGAACACCGGAAUCCUCAGUUGGUUCAUCGCCGCCGCCAGUCGCACGUGAGGGCACGAUCGAGAGCACGACCGCUCCCCGCGAACUCGUCGCUCGGCUCCGAUCCGCGCCUUCCAUUGUGGCCGAUCCCGGUCGCCCGAUCGGUUCCUUCGGUGGUGAUGUGUUGAGGAAUCCCAGUGAGAGAACAAGUAGCGGCAACGCGCAUUAAGUUGACUCGAAACGAGCGCCGAGGACGUACGAAGGCCACGUACAUAUAUGUAUAUCUAGAGUGAUAGUGCGACCGAAACGCAAUCUGGAUCGUUCCCCUCGCGCGCGGACCAGCUCCCUCGGUGUCGAUCUAUCUCGCUGCAGUCUCGAGCGUCCCGGAUCCCGAUCGGAUUCCCACCGGAGCGCAAUAUGAUGGAUUCGGUUCCGGUCUCGGCUACGGGGUCGAUGACCCCGUCGCAGCAACAGCAACAGCAGCAGCAGCAGGCGCAGAAGAAGGGGGUCUCCUUUGAGUUCUCGACGUCGCCGGACCUGGAGACCGGCUUCGAGCCGCAGACCAGAGCGCGCUCCAACACCUGGCCGUUGCCGCGACCCGAGGGAUACGUGGAGGGCAACGCGCCCACCGCCAAAGAGGGCGCCGAGGGUGGCACGCCACCCCAUCAGACGCAGCUGUCCCAGGGCGGUCUCCUGACGGUGAAGAAGAACUCGUCGAGGAGGAACGCCUGGGGCAACCUCAGCUACGCCGACCUCAUCACCCAGGCCAUCACCAGCGCGCCCGAUCAGCGGCUCACUCUCUCGCAGAUCUACGAGUGGAUGGUCCAGAAUGUCUCCUACUUCAAGGACAAGGGUGAUAACAACAGUAGCGCCGGCUGGAAGAAUUCUAUACGUCACAACCUGUCGCUGCACAGCAGGUUUAUGCGAGUGCAAAACGAGGGCACCGGCAAGAGUUCCUGGUGGAUGAUCAACCGCGACGCUAAACCAGGCAAAUCCGCUCGUCGCAGGGCCACCACCAUGGAGAGUACCGGAAGUCUGGAGAAGCGACGCGGUCGCUCGAAGAAGAUCGCCGAAGCACUGAGGAACGGCGGACUGUUAGCUGAGCCCACGUCUAGUCCCAGCAGUAGCGUCGGCGAGGGUCUAGACUUGUUUCCGGACAGUCCCCUGCCUCCUACUAGCGGAUUCCAGCUUACCAGCACCGAUUUCCGGAUCGAGGACAAAUAUCUCUCAGUUAAAAGCCGGGCACAAUAUACGACUUAUGACGAAACGAAAUGUUUCUGUUAUUCAAGUCCUCGCGCUUCGAGCAACGCCUCUUCCUGUGGCCGAUUGAGUCCUAUUCCGGCGGUUCUCGGGGAACCGGACUGGACGCCGACCUAUGCGCCUUCCUACAGUCCGGAACAACAACUAGCAGACACGAUCCUAGCUGGCAACCUGGCAGAGACAAUGAAACUGGAGCCCUACCAAAUCUACCAGACGUCACCGCCGGCCAGCCACCAGCAGCAGACCGGGCCACCGCCGCCUUAUUACGAAGCGCAGUACCAGAGGAACAACGGCCUACGCACCCCGUCGUCCGCAUCCUACAGCCUGCCACCUACCCCGCAGUCGGCCAAUCAGCAGAGAUGCCCGAUCCACGGUCUGCAGCCGUGCGCCUGUCAGAUGAACCUGAGCCCAGGCAUGUCGCCAUCCGGCAUGUCGCCAUCGUACCAGCAGAGCGAACCCAGUCCUACGACACUCGGCAGCAAUCAGCAACAGACAUUGCAAUAUAUGAUUCAAACGCAACAGCGUCAACAGCAACAACAGCAGCAGCAGCAGCAGCAACAGCAGCAGCCGCAGCAUCAGCCGCAACAUCAACCGCAGCAUCAGCCGGCGCAGACUGGACCAGCUGGUCCCAGUCCGCCCAACACUCCGACACCCUGUCCCGCCACACCCAGCACCAUGAUGGGUCAGCUGAUGGGCGCGCUCAAUCAUUCCGCCCUCCUCGACGAUCUUAACAUCAACAUCGAGGCGAUGCACGGCGGCUUCGACUGCAAUGUCGAGGAGGUGAUCAAGCACGAGCUGUCGAUGGGCGGCACGCUGGACUUCAAUUUCCAGCAGGGGGUGAUGGGCACCGUGCAGGUGAGCGACGGCAACGUCGUCGGCCAAAACGGCGGCGUCGUCUCCCAGAACACGGGCGUCGUCGUCGGCACGACGACCGGCAACGCGCCCGCGGGCGUCUACGUCAGCACGAACGCGGCCACCCCCGCCGCGACCCCCUCGUGGGUUCACUAGCAGUUAACCCCCCUGCCCUCGACACCCCCGUCGUCCUUGCCGAUGCCGCCGUUGUCCGACGGAUCGCUGGAUAACUUCCGCGGGACGACCGAAGGGCAGCUCAUCGAUGUUCGGCAUGCCGAGGACGAAAGGGUGAAUCGACGAUUUGUGAUAAGAUAUAGACAUAAUGAUACCAGAUCACGACGAAAUACGUACUUCAAAAAUGCCAAUUUACGCUAGUGCAAUUGUGGUGCAAGAAACUAAAACGCUGCGUGCGCGAUCAACGUCGGCGAGGGCUUCAUCAUCGCUUCGACUUCUUCCACAGCGAGCUGCUACUCAAAAUAAAUCGAAGACGAUUUAUUUUGCUGGCGACAACUUGCUCUCGCGAAUUAUGAGCUCUCGCGAAUUUGCAAAUAUUUUCACAAUAGAUUAUUCGACUAGAUCUGAUACCAAAAACUUACUUGUGCUUACUUUUGUUGCGAAAAUUAUCUCGCAACGAUAUAAUUAAUAUAACUUUUAAAUUUUCCGGAGACAGCAACUUUUUUUUCUUAAGAAACCCAACGUUAAAGAUCAAAAGAUUAUGUUCAUUUUUAAUUGAUAAGUUAUGGGAUGUGGAUCCGAAGUUAUUUUGUUUUUUCAUAAUUUAUUUUAACAUGAAAUAUUUGUAAAUUUUUUUGCAAUACACAACCCGGAUUUUUGAAGGAUUAAUUCAUAUUUGAAUAUUAUUCAUCAUUAAUUGUUCUGUGAAUGAGAUUGUCAUGCUUAACAACAAGACAUCCAAAUAACGUGUUGCUCAAAGAAAUUCUGCCGAUCCAUUUCGAUGAUAUUACAACUGCAAUUUAGUUGUUAACGACAACUGUACAAAUGCAAAAGCAUUACGGACCAUCGAAGAGGGAUCUUCAGAGCCGUAACUUCGCGUGCAUCUCGAUUCACGAAGCGUCUCCAACCUUUAAAAAAUAAUCGAGGGCUCGAACCGCCAAGACAUCAAACCGCCAAAAAAAAAAAAAAA
Camponotus floridanus (Florida carpenter ant) is the source of this 4044-nucleotide messenger RNA. RefSeq names its product forkhead box protein O (gene foxo). Gene Ontology annotation, cellular component: nucleus. The coding region runs from base 1206 to 3056 and encodes 616 amino acids. Gene Ontology annotation, biological process: regulation of transcription by RNA polymerase II. Lineage: Eukaryota; Metazoa; Arthropoda; Insecta; Hymenoptera; Formicidae. The transcript is spliced from 8 exons. The record is from RefSeq and is a predicted model, not a curated record. Gene Ontology annotation, molecular function: RNA polymerase II cis-regulatory region sequence-specific DNA binding; DNA-binding transcription factor activity, RNA polymerase II-specific.